Molecule: messenger RNA, 1473 nt
Organism: Boleophthalmus pectinirostris (great blue-spotted mudskipper)
Lineage: Eukaryota; Metazoa; Chordata; Actinopteri; Gobiiformes; Gobiidae
Gene: spcs2
Product: signal peptidase complex subunit 2
Exons: 5
Coding region: 68-709 (213 amino acids)
Biological process (GO): protein targeting to ER
Cellular component (GO): signal peptidase complex; membrane
Source: RefSeq, a predicted model, not a curated record
AGUCCUGGUUUAGUUCUGGUUUAGUCCCGUUAGACGGGGCGGUGUAUUUCCGGGUCCUCGUGCGGCUAUGAGCCAAUCAGAAGGCUCCAGGUCAGAGAAGAUGGCGGCGUCGCGGAACGGGAAGAGCGGGCUCCUGGAGAAAUGGAGGAUCGAUGAGAAGCCUGUGAAAAUCGACAAAUGGGACGGAGCGGCGGUGAAGAAUUCUUUGGACGACGCCGCCAAGAAGGUUCUUCUGGAGAAGUUCGGGUAUCAGGAGAACUACUCUCUGGUGGACGGGCGUCUGCUCAUCUGCACCGUGUCGUGUGUUUUCGCCGUCGUGGCUCUGCUCUGGGAUUAUCUGCACCCGUUCCCCGAGUCCAGACCUGUGCUCGCCGCCUGCGUCAUCUCAUACUUCAUCAUGAUGGGGGUUCUGACUCUCUACACGUCGUACAAGGAGAGGAACAUCUUCCUGGUGGCUCUGCAGAAGGACCCGGCCGGUCUGGACCCGGACCACGUCUGGCACCUGUCGUCCUCCCUCAAACGGUUUGAUGACCUGUACUCCCUGCGCGUGUCCUUCACAGACGGGCGGAGCGGCGUGUGCAGAGACGCUGAGGUCACUCGUUCCGUGUCCGAGUUCUUUGAUGAAAACGGGACUUUGGUGAUGGACCAGUUUGAGAAGUGUGUGUCCAAACUCCACGACUCCCUGACCUCCGACAAGAAGACCAAAUGAACAUGUGGACCUGCCCGGAACCUCAGACCCUCAGACCCUCAGACCCUCAGACCCUCAGACCCUCAGACCCUCAGACCCUCAGACCCUCAGACCCUCAGACCCUCAGACCCUCAGACCCGCCGACCCUCAGACCCUCAGACCCUCAGACCUCAGACCCUCAGACCCUCAGACCCUCAGACCCUCAGACCCUCAGACCUGCCCUAAUCACAUCCAACAUCUGAUCAGGACCUGGUUUAGACCCGGUUUAGACCCGGUUUAGACGUGGCUCAUAUUUGAAGGUGCACUGUGUAACUUUUCCAGUGGAGGGUUUGUUGUCUCCAUGGCGACGUAAUUGCUUUGCUGAAUGGAAUGUUUCACAGUGCAGCUUUAAACUGUCUCCAUGGCAACGAGCAGGACCGAGACCCCAGUCAGAUCUGUGCAGAGGAGAGCUCCCGGGACUGAAGCGCCCCCUGCUGGUCACACUGUCAGUCUCACUCAGAGUUAAACUUCAGAGUUAAACUUCAGAGUUAAACUUCAGAGUUAAACUUCAGAGUUAAACUUCAGAGUUAAACUUCAGAGUUAAUCUUCAGAGUUAAACUUCAGAGUUAAACUUCAGAGUUAAACUUCAGAGUUAAACUUCAGAGUUAAACCCGUUGUUACAUCAAACAUAAAAAUGUUUAAAGAAAAAAAAAACUUAUUGUUUUUCUUUAGAUUUUUGUGCAGUGGAUUUUUUUUAUUUUGUUCUAAACAUAAAAAUGUGACACAAAUAAAACGACUUCACUGAA